Molecule: messenger RNA, 3489 nt
Organism: Siniperca chuatsi (mandarin fish)
Lineage: Eukaryota; Metazoa; Chordata; Actinopteri; Centrarchiformes; Sinipercidae
Gene: dbf4
Product: DBF4 zinc finger
Exons: 13
Coding region: 390-2303 (637 amino acids)
Biological process (GO): positive regulation of nuclear cell cycle DNA replication; regulation of cell cycle phase transition
Cellular component (GO): nucleus; Dbf4-dependent protein kinase complex
Molecular function (GO): nucleic acid binding; protein serine/threonine kinase activator activity; zinc ion binding
Source: RefSeq, a predicted model, not a curated record
CUUCGUGCUUUUAACGUGACAAUGGUUACGUGGCCGGAAAGUGUCAAACAUGGCAACAUAAACGUCGUCCACCAUUGGAUUUAAAGCGGGAAAGGAACGUUUAGCGAAGUAGUGCCCUAAAAAGUUUACUACAGUUCUCUUAACUUUAGUAAAACCGCUUGCCAAUGUAUAGUUUGUGUUAACAAACGUGCUAACACAGCUCUCGUGCCGUUUAGUAAUGUUAGCUUACGAAAUAAUAAAACGUACAUUAAAAAAAGCAGCUAACCGACAAAGCUGUCUGUCCGUUGGGGAAACGAGACCCUAACAGUAACUACACGGGGACAGACAAGGACUUCCUGGGGCAUGUUGACUCAUGUUGACACAUUAUUUUCUCAAUCAAAGAGAAUAAAAUGAAGCCAAAACGCACCCAGAGGCAUACAGGACCGAAUUGGCAAGGGAAAGGCGUCAUUGCAGGUGACAAGGCAACACUGAGCCAAGCUAAGCCGACAUCGCGUGUGUCUUUUCCUGCUCAAGUCAAACCUUUUGCUGGGAAAGUGUUUUACUUGGAUCUGCCAUCAAACAGAAUAGCAGAGACAUUGGAGAGUGACAUCAAAGAACUGGGAGGGACUGUUGAGAAGUUCUUCAGUAAGGAAAUUAAGUAUCUUGUAUCCAACAAGAGGGAGGCUAGAUAUGUGCAGUGCCUCCGGCAGGACUCUCCUGUCCCCAGCCCGGACUCUGGACAGAGUUCACCUCACCCUUGCUCAAAGCUGCACCGGCCUGGCAGCCAUGGGGACAACAUCAAAAGCAGAUCUCCGGGCCAAACAGAUGCAUUUGUUACAAGUCGAGGAAAGUCUUUGGUGGAGAGAGUGGUGAAAGAGCAGGAGAGGGUACAAAUAAAUAAGAUCCUGUCAAAUGCUCUGGAGUGGGGUGUGAAAAUCCUCUACAUAGAUGAUAUAAUGGCAUAUGUUCAGAAGAAAAAAAAGAUCAUCAGCAGCCAGUGUCCUGCUGCCACUGCUGUCAAAACAAGUGUCAAAGCUGAGUCAGUAUCAAAGCAAGGCUUUCAGAAAUGCAAAGGGGGGCGGAUCAGUAAGCCAUUUGUCAAGGUUGAGGAUUCAAGCAGACACUACCGUCCAAUCUCCCUCACUAUGCCAAACAUGCCUGAGUUCAACCUGAAGACUGUUCCUCCCUGUAGUCCCUUCUGUGUCGAGGACAAGGAUCCUCCUAGGAACAAACAACACGGACAAAGAGGUGCGAAAGCCUCAGCCAGUGAAGAGAGAGCACACGGCCGAAAGAAGAACAGAGACAAGAAACGAGGCGGCUACUGCGAGUGCUGUAUGAUCAAAUAUGAGAACGUCACAACGCAUCUACAGAGUGAACGUCACAAGGCUUUCUCCAAGAGCGACGAAUACUUGGUGGUAGACAAACUGGUUUCAACCCUGCACUGCAACUUCAUCCACAUCAGACCUCAAGUUAAAAGACCAAAGUGUAGUGUUUCCUCUGUUCUGAUUGCUCCUGGACCAUGUGGGAAAACUGAGCUAAGGCACAAGGGAGAUCUCGAUACCAUAGAGAUUAUAAAAGAAGAGCAGCACCGGACUGUCGAUGGGCAUGAGGGAUCUUAUUCAGGACACACUUUAAAUAUCGGAUCAGUUCCUUGUUCUGCUCCUCUGAUUCACAGAGAGAGGGACAGGAAGAGCUAUUACACUCACUCAGACAGAUCCAAGCACAAAUCUCUUGCACUUAAACGGCCUUGCAGACAGAAUUCCUUGACUUCUAUCACUCAAAAAGCUGCGCAGGCUCAAGUUCCUCAGCCCAAGAUGGAAACAGCUCCCUCUACAGAUGAAUGUCUUGCCUCUAUUCCCUCCAUAUACACUCGGGUCGACCUGGUGGACCAAAUAAUAGCUCAAGACAUGAACAGCUCAACCUCUCACUUCCAUAAUACGAAUGUACAGAAUGAAGUUUCCUCAAAAAGCCUUAAUGUACUAACAAAUCAACAAGAGACGCCUGAUAAGGAUUCUGGACCGGAUUCCUCAGUGUUUGAGGCUGUUCAGGACGGAAACAUUUUGCCCGACAAAAUUACUGGAAACAACCUCUCAGAAAAGGAAGAAGCAAUCCUUCCUACACAAAGCUUCUCUCCAGUCCGAAAAAUACAGAGGAGGAUCCGAGUUUAUAAACGCAAAAGACGGAAAGUGGACACACAUAUUGAACAUGUAAAGCCAAGUGGCAUUCCUGACAACUCCACACUGACACUUUGGGAGCUUUUUCAGUCAAGUGAUGACAUGGACGUGGAAUUUCUGGGGUUUGAGGACUACAAAGGAAAAACAUGAACUGAAGGGAUAAACUGGACUAUUAUUGCCUUUUCCAAUACCAGAACCAUAACACAUUCUGUGCCAUGGACAAUGCAAGCCACUAGACUUUUCUUUUCUUAAGAAACAUCCGUUUAAAGACAGCUAAAUGAUCUACACUGGCUUAUUUUGUUUCAGGGGUGAAAAAAUGCCUAAUUCUUUUGUUAUUUUCUUUUAUAUCAGAUGAAAGGCACAUGCAUUGUAUAAGAUACAAAACUUGAAAGGUAAACCAGUAUACAAUGACAUUUAUAAUUCUCUUUAUUGUGGCUUUAAAAUGCCGUUUUUGCACAUUUUCUUGUGAAAAAAUGGUAGAAAAUACAUUUAUUUGGCAUUUAGAUUCUAAACUCAACACAGUGUUGAGGUGGACUGGAAAUUGAAGAAAUGUAUUCUAAACUAUAAUAUUUGCUUGACAUCUUGAUAUUGAGUUGCAGCCCUUUUAGUACAAUCCACUUCUUAGUUGUCUCAAGACUUAAAUAUUUCUAUAACUCAGCUUGUCUAUAUCUAAAUCUCUUGUGAUGGGUAUACAUUUAGUAAGGGAAAUCAAUAAUUGCUUUUACCUGAAUUCAGCUGCUGUAAUUUACAUCAGAAAUAGGAAAAAAUGCAGAGCAAGUUUAGCCUCUAAACUUUAUCUCACAGCAAUGUAUGCAUGCUAGUUUUAUGUGGAGAAAGUUCUUCAAGACACCAUGAACUGGAAUAAAAUGUCACGUAAAGAUGACACUGUUUAGCAGAAGAAAACACCCAACACUUUAAAGUCCCAUCACAAAGUAUUAAAGGGACCUUAUUUAAGACAGAAAAAUGUGUAUUUUUAAACAAUUUCACCAGUUUGAUACAUAUUAUUACCACUUGAAAAUCUAUGAAAUAUUACUGUGUGAAUGAAUGUUUACAGAAGUGUUUAUUUAAGAGUUUACAGUCUCUGCAUGCAGUCUUUCCCACAGAAUACAGACUGUUCAUUUACAGGAGCAUCACAUCGAGAAAAAGGCAGCUUUAGUCACAAUAUUUUACACAGUAAUCUGGAGAAAGAUGACUUGACUCUUUCCAGACUGAUUGUAUAUGUGUAUAAAAUACAUAUAGUGAUUGCAAAUGUAUUUUAAUGUGAAUGACCUGCAGGUUGGAUGUGUGGUACUUGACAUUAUACAUGACAUUUUAGGAUUCUUCCUAAGUGCACUUU